Molecule: messenger RNA, 3500 nt
Organism: Oryza brachyantha (malo sina)
Lineage: Eukaryota; Viridiplantae; Streptophyta; Magnoliopsida; Poales; Poaceae
Product: E3 ubiquitin-protein ligase BRE1-like 1
Exons: 19
Coding region: 366-3017 (883 amino acids)
Cellular component (GO): HULC complex; nucleus
Molecular function (GO): ubiquitin protein ligase activity
Source: RefSeq, a predicted model, not a curated record
GCCUUCUCCCUCCCCAGAGUCCCAGGCGCACGCCAAAACCCACCGCUAACUCCCUCCCCGCCCGCACCCUCCCUGAUCCGAUCCCUUCCUCCAGAGCCCCACCCGAAUUCCGCCUCCGCCGCGAUCCGCUCCUCCUGCGGUCGAAUUCCCUGUGAUUUUUUUUCCUCUUUUGUGCGCGCGCGCGCGCGUUUUUCUGGGUGCGAUUGGUCCGGUGAUCCGUGUGCUAGGGUUCGGGAGUCGCCGGGGCGGGGGUUGGAUUGGACCGGUAGGCGGUAGGGAGGGUUUGCCCUUGUGGUUUCAGGGUUAGGUUUUCACCCGCCGCAUGUGGAGAAUCGGAGGACCUGGGAGAGGUUAGGGUUAGGGUUAUGGGGAGCACGGGGGAGCCCGACCGGAAGCGGCGGCUCAGUAGCUCCGUCGCGCCUGGAGGGGCCCCGGUUUCUCCUGCCAAGCGGCUGGCGGUUGCACCCAGCUCCGAAGAUAAGAAGCUUGAUUUUGCUGUACUCAAAUACAAAAACCAAAAGCUCUCAGAGCAACUAGAAGCCCACAAGUUUGAGUACUGUGCUCUUGAAAGUAAGUUCACUGGUCUUAAAGAGAAGCAGAGGACUCAUAAUGAGACACUUACCUUGGUCAACAGUUCCUGGAAACAACUUGUGGCAGACCUGAAGUCAAGAUCUUUUUGCAAAACUGGAUCUCCUAGUUCCAGAUUUGGUUCAGGACACAUCAAUGUACAAAAGGAUGGUACUCGUGCACCCAUAGAGAGGGACACUAUCAGAGGCCUUUUGGAAUCUGGUGCAACUGAAAGUUCAGGUUGUUUACCUGGUUGCCACUUGGAAACUGAUGCCCCUUCAUUGCAACUAUCAACAGCUAAUGUUCUUGGGGAUAUCUUCUUUCCAUCAAGUGAUCUUUGGCAAGCAAAUAAGGAGUUUGCUUUGGCUGCUCUCACUAAAUUACCAGAAAAUGACUGCAGUAAGCAACUGCAGAGUACAAGUAGCAACCUGUCGUCCAGCCUUAAUAACGUGAUACAAGCAUUACAUGACCUUCAUUUGAAGCACAAGCAGUUAGCAGAGAAUUAUCAAAAUCAAAGAGAUUCCAGUGCCCGAAAAAGAGCUGAGCAUAAACGUCUAAAAGAGGAGUUGGCCAGUACUGCUUCUGAGUUGGAAGAAACCAACCACAAAUUGGCAGCACUUAAAGCCCAGAGAGACAAUACACAAGGAACUCCAUUCCUUUAUCCUACAUUAGGAAACAAAAAUAUGGCUGAAGAUAAGGUCAGAGAUAAACAAAGAGAGUUGCGGGAUCUGGAAGCUACUCACAAGGAAUUAUCGGAAUUGAUUUCGAAGCGUUUGGUGGAAAUUAGGAGAUUACAUGAAGAGAGAAUUGAAAUUUUGAACAAGUUAGCAACUUUUCAGAAUAUGUUGAUGGAUUUCAAGAGCAUUCGUUCUUCAAAAGCUUUUCAGCUUGUUAAUGAUCGACUUCAGAAGUCGCGAGCAGAAUUGGAUCACUACCAAACAUUAUUAGAGAAAUUACAGGUUGAUAAGGAUAAGUUUGUGUGGCAAGAAAGGCAAUUUAAUUUGAAAAUUGAUCUGGCUGAGAUUCCUGAGAGGGUUUCUACAUUUUAUGAGUCUAGGAUUGCUGAUCUCAAGAAGGACAUUCAGAGACUAUGUGAUGAAAAAAAUAUGCUUGUUCUGAAACUUGAAGAGGCUUCAAGAGAACCUGGUCGGAAUCAAGUUAUUGCAAAAUUUAAAGCUCUAGUAUCAUCGAUACCAACGGAAAUGGAAGCGAUGCAGAGUGAAAUGACCAAACACAAGGAAGCUUCCUUGCAGUUGAAUUCUUUGCGAGCAGAAGUCCAUUCACUUUCUAGCAUUCUGUCCAGAAAGGAUCGUGAUAAUGAAGAAGCAUCAUGUAGAUCUGCCCAUGCAGGAUCUGAUAUAACACAACUUCAAUCAGUGAUUUCUGAUCUGAAGCAAACUAAUAAGGAGCUUAAGUUGUUUGUGGAUAUGUAUAAGCGUGAAUCCACCGAUUCCAGGGAGGUAAUGGAAUCCAGAGAUAGGGAAAUCCACGAAUGGGCUCGUGUUCAUGCCCUGAAAUCAUCUCUUGAUGAAAGUAAGCUAGAGCAGCGUGUUAAGGCUGCCAAUGAAGCUGAAGCAAUCUCUCAGCAGAGGCUAGCAACUGCAGAAGCUGAGAUUGCUGAAUCAGGGCAGAAGCUUGGGACUUUUCGAAAGGAUCUAGUCAGUUUAUCCCAUAUGCUGAAGUCUAAACAGGAAGAAUGUGAAGCUUACAGAGUAGAGGUUGAGUCUAUUGGGCAAGCAUAUGAUGACUCACAGGCCCAAAACCAACAAUUGCUACAGCAGAUUAUUGAAAGAGAUGAUGAUAAUACCAAGAUUUUCAUGGAGGGUGUUAAAGCAAAACAGGCACAAGAUGCUUUGCAUUUGGAAACACAUAUGUUGCGCAGAAACUUACAGCAGGAAAGCGCUUUGAUGGAUCUCUACAACCAGAAAAUUGUUUGCUUAGAAGAUCAGCUUAAAGUGUGGUCUGAUCGGGUGGGAAAACUUCAAGAGGAUGGAUGGCAACAAUCUGUUUCAUUGAGUAAUUAUCAGCGAAAGCUGGUUGAUGUGCACAGAGAUGCUCAAAAGCUCAUGCAAUCAUUGGAUGGAAUACAAAGUAAUGUUGGAAGCAGUCGUUUGGAAGUCGCUGAUCUGCUCAUAGAGCUUGAGAAAGAGAGGUUUAGUAAGAAGAGAACGGAGGAUGAUUUGGAGAUUAUGUCGAGGAAAGCUAGUUCUCUUAGAGCCAAGGCACGUGAAUCAGCAGUCCUGGAAAAGCUUCGUCAUGAGGUCAAGGAGUAUAGGGGGAUAUUGAAGUGCGGUAUCUGCCAUGAUAGGCAGAAGGAGGUUGUGAUUACCAAGUGCUACCAUCUCUUCUGCAAUCAGUGCAUACAAAAGUCACUUGGAAAUCGUCAGAGGAGGUGUCCUUCUUGUGGUUUAAGCUUUGGGCCUAAUGAUGUGAAACCAAUCUACAUAUGAGGUUGUAUUUUCAAGCUGGCAUUGCAGGCAUCUAGAUCGAGCUAUUUUGGUGGUCAUUAAUUGGUCAUAUGGCUAGAUGACCAUGCAAUAGUCGGAGAUAUGACAGCUACCAAGCUUGUUCAACCAAACAUAUAAGCAGAGUAGUAGCCUAAUUUGGUUGGCUACAUGGAAUUGCAGGUGUCUGGCGUUCGUGAAUCGUGAUGCUAAUGUUUAUUCCUGCUCCCUUGUAUAGUCUGGGAUUCUCCUGGAGUACCUAAGUAGCUAGAUUAGUCUGACUUUGCUAUAUCCAUUCUGUUCUUUUGGGGAAAAACAUCCAACAAAGGGGGUGGUGCUUCCCGCCAUACUGAAACAUGUACAAUAUAUAGCUUGUAGUUUCAUUGUUGUAGCAGACAAUAAGAAUGUAGGUUUUACUGGUUUUGCAGAUUGUACAUUUUCAGCAAAUUGGCAAUAGCGAAAUUCAGUUGGAUGCAGUUUGUUUGAUCU